Brassica napus (rape) is the source of this 3618-nucleotide messenger RNA. RefSeq lists its product as uncharacterized. The coding region runs from base 1 to 3618 and encodes 1205 amino acids. Lineage: Eukaryota; Viridiplantae; Streptophyta; Magnoliopsida; Brassicales; Brassicaceae. The transcript is spliced from 4 exons. The record is from RefSeq and is a predicted model, not a curated record.
AUGCAAUCUGUUUGGAAAGUCCCUGGCGUCGUUUCCGGCAUGAAUCCUCCGGCGUUUGCCCCUGGCUCUCGCAAGAGUUCCCGUCGAAAUUCUACUCUCCUCACCAUUGCUGUUCCUUCUGAAAAGGAGAAGCCCCCUACUACCGUCAGCUCGGAAACCAUAUCAAUGGAAAUCGAGCAACAGAACACUGCUUUACCAACUGUUGGCACUGUACCGGAGUCCAGAUCUGGAUCUACUACAAUACAACUUCAGAACUCUGAAAAAGACCCUAUCCACACAACUCAAAUCCUUAACGCCCAUGAUCCCCCAGUUAACCCAAACAACAUAGCCACCUCUACUGACCAAACCCUACCGACAAAUUCUACUACCCAAAACUCAGCCUCAACUAGUAAACCAGAAAAAACCUAUGCAACAAAACAAACCUUACUGGAAAAGCUCCGUGCCUCUGCUGAUAUGUCUCUCAAACGUCUGGCUCCGGUAACUAUAGCUCCCUCUGGCCGCCCCCGUGUAGUUAUUCCCGACUCUGUCUUCAAAAAAGGAGCAGAAAUCCAUAAGGACUUCAUCAUUUGUUACUUCAAUGGGAAGUCUCUCCUUUUUAAUCAAAUACAAAGUGUAUUUAAUUACAUGUGGGGAAAAGGGAAGAAACUCAAGAUUCAUAACAACCCACUUAACCAAUCUGUUAUAGUGCGGAUCCAAAGCGCUUACCUCAGGCAGAAGAUCUUGGAGAAGAACAUUUGGUAUGUUGGGGAAUCAAUGUUUCAUACUGCUCCGUGGAACUCCAACCACUCUAUGACUACACCACCACUUAAAGCGAUCCAGAUAUGGGCGCACCUCACUGGAGUACCACUUGAUCUCCGCUAUGAUGAAGGGUUAAGCUUGGUAGCGGGCUUAAUAGGUGAGCCAAAAGAGACAGAUGAGUUUACAAAGAAUAUGGUUAGCCUAUCGAUCUCUCAUGUGAAAGUUGAGGUUGAUCUCACUCUCCCUCUUCCUCCAGUGGUCGAAUUUGAGAGAGAAUUUGGUGAAAUAGUUGAAGUCCAAGUACACUACCCAUGGGUCCCUCCAACUUGCGCCCACUGCCAUGAGCUUGGGCACGCAUCACGCGUUCAGGCGUUGCAAGAUCCAACUUCCACAAACUUCCAAGCAGAAAGGGACCUGCAUCAGAAAUGGAAUUUCCUAAGAGAGAUCGAAGAGUUAUAUUUCAGACAGAGGUCGAGAAUUAACUGGCUAAGAGCUGGAGAUUUUAAUACCACUUUCUUCCACAUGAUUUGUCAAGUGCGCACAAGCUACAAUGCCAUCAGAGCUUUCCUAACUGGUUGUGGAAUAUGGAUCACUGAUCCUCUGGAAAUGAGUGAACAUGCAAUCUCUCACUUUCGCUCAGUCUUGGGGCCAACAUAUCAACCUCCGCUCAUCUCCUCCUCCCCUGAAUGGUUUGCUAGCCUCCACAACUACACGGUCUCCCAGGCCCAGUGCUCCCAAAUGACAUUAAUCCCUUCACCAGAGGAGAUAAGAAAGAUGGUUUUCAAGCUCAACCCGAACAAAGCUCCGGGCCCAGAUGGCUUAACCUCGGGAUUUUUCAAGGCCGCAAGGGACUCUGUAGGGGAGGAUGUGAUCACUGCUGUCACGCAUUUCUUCACCUCGGGGUUCUUGCCAUACUCUAUAAACGCCACUAUCCUCAUCUUGGUCCCGAAGGAAGCAAGUGAACUGAUCAAUGGGUACUACAAGAACAAAGGAGCGAAGAGAAUUACCAUAAAAGUUGAUAUAGCAAAGGCGUUUGAUACUCUCUCCUGGGAUUUCUUGUUCUCCUGUCUUCAAGGGUUGGAUGUUCCUGAAAUGGUUCUACAUUGGCUGAGCUCCUGCAUCUGCUCAACAACCUUCAUGGUCAGUUAUAAUGGUACAGUGAAUGGGUACUUCAAAGGAACUAGAGGGCUGAGGCAAGGAGAUCCGCUAUCUCCCUACCUCUUCGUGAUUGCCAUGAACUGUCUAUCCCAUAUGCUUAAUGAGGUUGCUUCUCAGUCUCGACUAAAUUACCAUUCGCAAUGCAAGAAGAUAAAGCUGACUCAUCUAUCAUUCGCUGACGAUCUUCUCAUCUUCAUAGAAGGGAACAUAGAGUCAGUCCAGUGUAUUCUUCAGGUCUUGAAAGAAUUUGAACAGCGAUCGGGUUUAGCUGUAAGCAUGCAGAAGACAAGUUUCUAUGCAUCUGGACUGUCUGAGGAUGAAAUAAAUAGAAUUCAAGUAUCUACAGGUAUGGUUUGUGGAAACUUACCCUUCAGAUAUCUUGGAGUCCCUAUGAACUCUAGGAAGCUCUCCCUUUCUAGCUGUGAGCCUCUUCUGCACCAAAUCAAGAUGAAAUUCUCCUCAUGGUCAACAAAAACGCUAUCAUUCUCAGGGAGACUCUUUCUUAUAAAGACAGUGAUCGCGGGGAUUACCAACUUCUGGUGCUCCUCGUUUGUUCUACCAAAGGCGUGUGUAGCAAAAAUCAACUCAAUGUGUAGUGUCUUCUUAUGGAGAGGUGAUCUUGAAGCCCACAACACUGCUAGGGUGGCUUGGUCGACUGUGACAAAGACAAAGGAAGAGGGUGGGCUGGGAGUAAAAGAUCUCAUCAUCUGGAACAAGGCUUGCUGUUUGCGCUUGAUCUGGCUUCUCUUUUUCAGACCUGACUCGGUAUGGGUGUCCUGGUUGAAAGAAGUUAUACUCAAAGGAUCAGUAUCUAACUACUGGACAACCAACCCUUCUCAAAACUUCUCUUGGAUGACAAACAAACUACUAAAGCUUAAAGAUGUGGCUUACCCUCUUAUCCGCUUGAGAAUCCAGAAUGGUGAAAGCUGUAGGUUUUGGAUUGAUAAUUGUAGUCCCUAUGGGAAACUUCAGGACUACUUAGAUGGAGGGAGAUCAAGACUAGGUAUUCCAAAAAGAGCAACAUUAUCGUCCCUACACUGUGGUGGGAACUGGACACUCCCAUCUGCAAGAACGGACCGCCAACUUCAGGUACUCUCCUUUAUCACUACCGUCCAAUUCAAUGAAGAUCCAAAUUAUUAUGAGUGGGAGAUAUUUGGAAAGGUUGCAAACAAAUACAGUACGGGAGAAGUCUACAACUACCUGAGAGAGAACGUGGAAGUGGUAACUUGGACUAGAGCAAUAUGGGCUACUCGCACCAUCCCAAGACAAAGCUUUCACGUUUGGCUGGUGGCGCUAAACAGGAUACCUACACGAGGCCGGCUGCUGGGUUGUGGCCUCCAAGUCCCUCCUCUUUGUCUCCUCUGCAACACUGCCAAUGAAUCGCGUGAUCAUAUCUACUGGGAAUGUGGGUUCUCUUUCGAUAUGUGGUCUAUAGUUGCCGGUAGAUGCAGGAUAAACCCUCAUCGAACUUGGGAGAGAUCGCUGAUCCAAAUGUCAUCCCUAAUAUCAUCAUCUGCUAACCAGUCGCUCUCUAUUCUUGGAUGGCAGGCAACGAUCUACUGGCUUUGGAAUGAGAGAAACAGCAGAUUGCAUUCGAACCAGUUUCGAUCAGUCGAUUCCAUCUUCUCCAUUAUCGACCACCAAGUGAGGAACAAAAUCUCUAGCUUCAGAGAAGAUAAUCCUAAGCGAUCAUCUGAGAUGAUGCAACUCUGGAUUAGAUGA